This is a messenger RNA of Fulvia fulva, 1410 nucleotides long. Its product is annotated as Lysine-specific demethylase 8. Gene Ontology annotation, molecular function: 2-oxoglutarate-dependent dioxygenase activity. The record is from RefSeq and is a predicted model, not a curated record. The transcript has 3 exons. NCBI's taxonomy places the organism in Eukaryota, Fungi, Ascomycota, Dothideomycetes, Mycosphaerellales, Mycosphaerellaceae. The coding region runs from base 1 to 1410 and encodes 469 amino acids.
AUGGCUCUCUCAGCAGACGAAGGCGAGAACGAGCCACUUCCGCAAGACGUCAAGCGCAAACGAUCCGAUGGCAGCAAGCCAAAAGCCAAAGCGCCUCCCAAGAGCGCAUCUGCAAAGCUUGUGGACCACAUUACGGAACAACUAGGUAGGUCUGUGCCAAACGAGACCAUCCAGCUUUGUGGUCUUGCCCCCUUGAAGAUUAUCGACUUCCAACCCGACCACGUUCUUGAGCUUGCCAGGCAGAAGCUCACUACGUGGAAGUAUGAGCACGUACCCACCUGUUGGCGGCGGCUGUAUGAGGAAGCUUCUCUUCAUCUUGUCGUGGAAGAACUGCCAUUGCUCGAGAAGAGCAUGAAGUGGGGCCUAGGGGAAGGCGGCAACAGCAAGGAGGACAGUGAGUAUGCAUUCUCGAGUAUCGUGAAGCACUUGGAUGGUGCCCUUGUGAUCGCUGGUGCACCAGGUAGGCGGAGUCUGGUCGAGGAGAUCUUGAACCACCUCGACACGAUUGCACUUCAGCUCUUCGAGCAUCGACAACCCAACAGGCUCACCAUCAAGCCACCGCCGGCCCUAAAGACGGCACACCCGAUAUCUCGUGCCCCACAAGCUUUGGACUUUGCAGAAUUUCAGGUUCAUCUUGGCACCAGAAGCCCUAUCAUAAUCCCAAACACUUUCAACCAUUGGACUGCCAAAAACAGAUGGGUCGACACGACCUAUCUGAAGAAGCGCACUCUUGGUGGCCAUCGUCUCGUACCAAUUGAGAUAGGAGCUAGCUAUAACGAAUCCGGAUGGGCUCAGAAUCUCAUACCAUUUGGCGAAUUCAUCGAUCGAUACCUGACACCAACCGAGCCUGAAGACAAGGGCUACCUGGCUCAGCAUGAUCUUUUCGCACAAACGCCAGCUCUGAUGGAUGACAUAUCGAUCCCGGACUACUGCUACAGCACGCCACCUCGACCCAAAGGUGCUGCUGCAGAAACUCCCGGGCUGGACAAGGUCAAAGAGGUCGACCAACCUCUCAUGAACGCGUGGCUCGGACCAAGCGGCACAAAGUCACCUCUGCACACGGACCCGUACCACAACGUCUUGUGCCAAGUUGUUGGCUACAAGUAUGUCCGCCUCUAUGCACCCGAAGAGCGCGACAAACUGUAUCCCGCCGGGUUGGACGACAAUGGCGUCCCCAUGAACAACACAUCUCAAGUGGACAUACAGCACUUCCGUCCUGGUGUCGCUGAGCCCACGCCGGAGCAGGACAAGACUCGCAAGUUCUGGCAAAAGAAGUACCCACUCUUCGAAUUUGCCCCAUAUCAGGAAGCGAUUCUCAGACCUGGCGACUGUCUGUACAUACCGCUGGGAUGGUGGCACUACUUUGAAGCAUUUACGCCCAGCUUCUCGGUGUCUUUCUGGUGGAAUUGA